AUGCCGUGCGUUAUCACACAAGGUAAAGACAAUUGGACAUUAAUCCUGAAAGCCAGGUACAACAGCCUUCUCAGUGCGUCUCCAGGGCUUGGAUAUUUGGAUUUAAUUUUGGUUCAAACUGUGGGUGACCAACCAAUGACCAAUGGAACUGCCAGCGGACCUUCACAUGUUCAAGAUAGAGCAUUCCAAGUAAUGUUCAGUGCUUGGCAGAAGCUUCCCUCCGCUGACAUUCAAGCCCAAACUGAAAAAUCUAAGAGCAAGCCUAAUAAGCUUUUGGAUGCUUGUAAUAUGGUUAAAACUGGUAUAUCAAGGCCUCUCAUGGCUGUGGAUGUGGAUGAUGAAGCUUUCUAUAAAGGGUUGGAUCCAUGA
Melampsora larici-populina 98AG31 is the source of this 369-nucleotide messenger RNA. RefSeq lists its product as uncharacterized. The transcript is spliced from 4 exons. The coding region runs from base 1 to 369 and encodes 122 amino acids. Lineage: Eukaryota; Fungi; Basidiomycota; Pucciniomycetes; Pucciniales; Melampsoraceae. The record is from RefSeq and is a predicted model, not a curated record.